Messenger RNA from Cuscuta epithymum, 2398 nucleotides. The record is from the annotation of a GenBank genome assembly. Lineage: Eukaryota; Viridiplantae; Streptophyta; Magnoliopsida; Solanales; Convolvulaceae.
CCUGGCUUGGGAAAUAAACUCUAGGAAUCAGUUUAGUGUUCCACCUCCAGCAAAAAUGGAGCUUCUGCUGCUACUCCUACUCCAACUCCUGCCUCUUCUCAUGGUCUCAUCUCGAAUCAGUAACAAUGUUCUAAUGGAUGCCAGCCACUCUUCUCCAUUUCCGCCUCACUUUUUCUUUGGGACUUCUUCCUCUGCUCUCCAGUAUGAAGGCGCUUAUGUGAUGGAUGGUAAAAGUUUGAGCAACUGGGAUGCCUUUGCCCACAAAUCAGGAAGCAUUUCAGAUGGAAGCACUGGGGAUGUCGCUGUUGAUCAAUACCAUCGUUAUCAGGAAGAUGUAGAGUUGAUGGAAUCUCUUGGGGUCAAUGCUCAUAAGAUUUCAAUUUCAUGGUCUCGUGUUUUACCAAAUGGAAAACACGGAAACAUUAAUUGGAAAGGAAUCAUCUAUUACAAAAAUCUCAUCGAUGCUCUCCUACAUAAAGGUAUUGAACCAUUUGUAACAAUAACACAUUUUGAUCACCCUCAAGAAUUAGAGGACAAAUAUCAAGGUUGGCUAAGCCCCGAGAUGCAGGCACUUGAACUCCAGAUCCCAUUGAGCAAGCAUUUCCCUGCGCAGUACUCUAUGUGCUCGGAUGUCAAAUAUGUUUCCAAGUACGUGAAGGACAUGCUUUCCAAACAACAAAUGGCACAGUUUCGGAAGACACCAUGGGGUCAUUUUGCUGACAUACCUGAUAUUCAGUUUUGUGCCCAAAUCGUGCACAUGUUGUUGUUACGUAUGGUCAAGCAACAACCCAAAGAUGAGCUCUGGUUCAACAUAGUGGGCAAAAUAGAAGAAUUCACAUACAACGAUUUCUGCCGCAUCACAGGCUUACCUCCGGCAGCCCCCAGGCCUGCCGUUGCCGAAGAUACUGAAAAAGAUGAUGAAGACGCUGAAGAUGAGGAAGAACCUGGGGAGAUUUCGAAGACCUACUUUGGUGGAUCACUGGAUAUCACUUUCCAGAUGAUGAAGGACAAGGUUGAUGAAGUACGGGGAGGUAAAAAAAGGAAAGGUGACCUACCAGUGAAGCUUGCAUCCCUCUUUGUAGUUGAGAAUGUACUGUUGGGAAAAGAUAGGACAACUAGGAUCAGCCGGAAGUCUAUUCAGCUUGUGAAUGACUUUGAAGAGUUCAAGAAGGAGCCCUGGUCGAGAGAUGCAUAUGAUUUGCUUGUCACACAUGUCAAACGUCUUCUUGAUGGGCAUCCAAUGAAGUUUGUUGACAGUAAAACUAACAACCCUGAGUACAAAAAUGCCAAGUUUUCCAUCUACGGGUUCAUAUUGGUCUUACAGGUGUGGGCAUAUGAAAGAAUUCCAAAAUUUGGGGAACACUUUGGCACACGUGUUGGGAAUGAUGAAGUCCCAAUACUAAAUUGGACAUGUCAUGGCAAAUUCCGGUCAUCUAAGAUACGGAAACUAGUCUUUGCUGAUGAGGUGCCUACACCCCCUAAUUCUGAUGAUGAAGACGAAGGUGAACAUGACAAUAUUGAACUUGAAACAAAGGAAAAGGUUGAAGAAAUGUGUUCAAAUAUUGAUGAGAUAAAAAUCAGUGUUCAAAGGUUGGAAAAAAAAGUGGACGAGGAGCUUGGUGAACUGAAAAACUUACUGGUUAAGGUUAUUGAUACAGUCAACAAGGCUUUACAGGAAAAGGGGAAUCCAUAUGGCCCAAGUCAGCACGGAGAAGAAACAGAAGUUUGUACAACACCUGUUGAAGUUCAAAGGAUGUCUACUCAUGGUGUUGAGAAUGCAGGGACCGCGGCUGAAGGGAAGAAUUCUUGUCCUGUUCUUCCUGAAGAUCAGAAUAUGUAUACUGACCGUAUUGUGCAUGUCGCAACUGAGGCUGAAGAAGAGAAAUCCAAUGCUGUUGUUGGUCAACUACAACGUGGACUGCAAAGUGAUCCUGUAAUGAAUGUUGUUGCCGAGGUGGGAGAUGACUUUGCUUUGACACCUCACGCUCCUUUAGCAAACUUGGAUUGGGACCUUGGUGAUGAAGUUGCAACCGGCGGUGUAGACAUGAUGGCCCUCGAAGAAGCUAGUAUGAAAGAAGUGAGAAAGAGAAAGAGGUUGCCAUCGAAGUACAUUUGCAGCCCAUUCAUAGCUCCCGCCACAUACAUUUUAUUAUGCUCAAUUUUGGCCUACAUGGAUUUGGUUGUUAAAUGUAGGAGGUUCUACAAUGUUACACUAUAAAUGUUGUACAACGUCCUAGAAUGUACUCCCAAGGAUUACCAGAAAUGGUGGCAUACAAUUACGUUUGGUUUUUGUGGCAAUAUAUUUAUAUAUAUUACGGAGGAUGAUUUUGCUUGUGAAGAAGAAAAUUGGUAUGACUUCGGCAAAAAUAAGGAAUUGUUGAAAUUUGUAUAAGAUAGG